Adineta steineri is the source of this 885-nucleotide messenger RNA. The record is from the annotation of a GenBank genome assembly. Lineage: Eukaryota; Metazoa; Rotifera; Eurotatoria; Adinetida; Adinetidae.
AUGACGAACACGAACCGGAUCUUAGUUAUAGGCGAAAGCCAGUAUAAAGUAGAGGAAGAAAUAGGUCAUGGUCUUCACAGUACUGUUUAUGGUGGAUAUGAUUUAAGUGAUAAUAAUCCGGUGGCUAUUAAAGUAGUAAAUUUUGCUUCUGGAAUUAAUGGUAGUUCAUUAAGUACAGAAGCUCGACAACAUUCAUAUUGGAAAGAAAUUGAAUUACUACUUUAUUUACAAAAUAUAAAUCCAUAUGUAAUUCGUAUAUUUAAUCAUGAUCAAACUGAUCGCUAUGGAAUGAUUGUUAUGGAACGUGGUGGAACAUUUCGUGAUACUUUAAUUCAAUUUCUUCGUCUUGGAAUGCGAAUGCCAUUAUCAUAUGUUCAAAAAUUUUGGUCACAAAUGGUUUCAGCUAUUUAUUAUAUGCAUCAUGCUGGAAUUGUUCAUGGUGAUUGUAAACCAGAGAAUUUUAUUCAAGUUGGUAAACAUGGUGGAACAUUAAGACUUAUUGAUAUGGGUAUAAGCUUUGAAUUACCACCCAAUGUAACUAGUCGCUUACAUGCUGCUGCUGGAACACCAGAUUAUGUAGCUCCAGAAAUGGUUCAUCCUAGUGGUGUUUUUACUGAACGAGCAAAAUUUGGUUAUAAAGCUGAUGUAUGGGCACUUGGCAUUAUUUUAUUUGAAAUGGUGUUUGGUUUUCGGCCUUUACAGUAUCUCGGAAACAGUGAAAGAAAAAUAAGCUUUUUAGGACGAUUACGUCGAGAUAUGAAUAUACCAUAUCAUCCUGAUAGAGAAUUACGUGAUAUACUCAGACGUUGUUUACGUUCAAAUCAUCGAAGGCGACCCGAUACAGAAGAAAUAUUAAAUCAUCCAUUUUUAACACGACCACGUUGA